AUGUCGUCAUUCUUUGAGGAGGUGCCGGACAGCAAAACGCUCUUCAAGGACACUGAGUUCAUCGCCAAUAGUCAUCAUGUGGCAGACCAGUGGGUCCCCAUUCAUGACCUGUAUCCCGAUGGGGCUGAGAAGCCGCUGCUGCCCGAGGUUUUCUCGCGUGAGCAGUUCGGCCAAGGCAACCACUACGAGUGCUUCAUGAUCUCUGCCCUCGCAACGCUUGUGCGCUUCCCUGAUGUGAUCCGCAACUGCUUUGUGACCCAGAAAGUGCGCCAGGAUGGCCGCUACACGUUCCAGUUCUUCCGCGGGCGGGAGUGGGUGAGGGUCGAGAUCGACGACACAAUUCCCUUAGAAGACGAUACAGCGUUGUACAUGCAGUCCCCGACGGAGCACUGGUGGCCGCUGCUGCUGGAGAAGGCGUACGCGAAGUUCUACACCGCCUACGACCAUCUCGAGGGCUGCACACUGCAGGAGACCUUCCACGACCUGACUGGCAACCCGGUGCUGAACAUCCCCAUGGACGCCAAGCUGGCUAAGGCAGCUGAUGUCGAUAUUGGCGAUGGUCAGUACUGGCUGUCGAUGGGUGAGUCCCUGCUACGCGGCGACUACGUUUCGUCUGCCCUGACGAAGGACGCGGAGCUUGAAAGCAUCGGCAUGCAGUCGGAGCAGCAGUACGCCAUUCUGGGGAUCUUUUCCCUCACUGGAUCUUCGGUGUUGGACGACAUUGUGGUGCACCUGCACAACCCCUUCGAGGACGAGGAGUACGAGUACACCGGCCCCUUGAACAAGAGCGACUCCAAGUGGUCCGCGAAGCAGCGACAUCAGUACUCGGUUGACGACCGCCAUUCUAUCUUCAUGCCGCUGAAGAUGUUCCUCAAGUACGUGAACUCGAUCCAGUGUUGCCUCAUGCGCACCGACGAUAAUGGGGUGCAGGCAUAUAGCACCACCUGGAAGGGUGAGUCGGCCGGCGGCAACCCGACCUUUGCCUCAUGGCGCAAGAACCCCCUCUUCCUGGUGCAAAACAGUGGACCAACAGAGAUUAGUGUGGUCGCGAUGAUACAGCAGGAGGAUCAGCGUCGCUUUGCUGACCCGGAUGCCGGAGCAACCUAUGUGCAGUGUGGUCUCGUCAUGGUCAGCUCCACCUACCCGAAUCCGAUCCCCACCUUCUGGGUCACAGGCAACAACCACAAGCCAAUCUUUAAGAGCCUCUUCCUCAACUCGCGUGAGGUGGCCAAUACCAUCACCAUUCCGGCGCACACGACAUGUUAUCUUGUCCCCUCCUGUAUGCACAAGGGCGUCGAAACCAACAUUCAGCUCUCGCUUUAUCGCUUCAAGGAUCAGAAUUACUCUCAGUUUUCAGUGGAGCAGCUGGCCAUUCCGAGCAUGAACUGGUCCAGCCCCGCUACCAAGAAUGUGGAGCUGUGCCAGAAGGAGAAGGACCGGGUCGACUUCUACGUUGAUGAAGCCACCGAUGUACACAUCCUUCUCCACCAAACAAAGCCCUACGUCAGCAAGUCGGGCGGCGACGCCAUGACGGAGGAUUACAUGGGUAUGUACCUCUACGACGACACGGACCGCAGGGGUUGCGGGUGUG
Messenger RNA from Leishmania braziliensis MHOM/BR/75/M2904, 1591 nucleotides. Its product is annotated as putative calpain-like cysteine peptidase. The transcript has a single exon. Gene Ontology annotation, cellular component: cytoplasm. Gene Ontology annotation, molecular function: calcium-dependent cysteine-type endopeptidase activity. Gene Ontology annotation, biological process: proteolysis. The record is from RefSeq and is a predicted model, not a curated record. The annotation marks the transcript as partial. NCBI's taxonomy places the organism in Eukaryota, Euglenozoa, Kinetoplastea, Trypanosomatida, Trypanosomatidae.